AUGGGGAAUUUGCGACGGCUGGUCGCCCCGCGAUCAUAUGGAUCCAACGCUACCUACGUUUACGAAUAUUCGCGGGGGUUGAAUGGUGUCGACGUGCCCAAGGAUGUCAUAUUCACGCGCAUCAUCCUCGUCUCCAUCCUAGCGGUGGCCUUUAUCGUGUUCUGCGGUCGAAUCGCCCAAAUCAGCCAUUCCAUGCUCCGCCAUAUUACGUCGCUAGGAUCAAGCAAGAAGCAGCAAACAUAUUGGAGCGUCGAAGAGUCGUCGUUAUGGACAAACAUCAAGAAACACGUUCUCUAUGCGCCUCUGGGUCGGAAAAGACAUAACCGGGAGAUCCAACUGUCAACUGCAGUCAACAUCGGCACGCUACCCUCCAGAUUUCAGACGGUCUUGAUCAUGCUCUACAUUGCAUGCCAGUUCGCCUACUGCGUACUCUUGGACUACAAGGCAAACGUCAGAGAGGCUUUGGUUGCUGAGCUUCGUGGACGAUCCGGAACGCUGGCUGUCUUGAAUAUGGUGCCUCUGUUUCUUCUCGCAGGCCGCAAUAACCCACUGAUCCCGCUGCUGCGACUCAGCUUCGAUACUUACAAUCUUCUCCACCGGUGGCUGGGCCGUCUCGUUGUUCUUGAGAGUUUGGUGCAUACAGCAGCAUGGGCAGUGAAUGCAUGCCGUGAGCAGGACUUUGCAGACAUGCUAUGGCGUAUUCGCACCGUCCCGUUUUUCUCAUGGGGUCUCCUGGGUACUUGUUCCUUUGUCUGUCUGGGUCUUCACUCGCCCUCGCCGAUUCGUCAUGCUUUCUACGAGACCUUUCUGCAUCUCCACCAGCUGUUUGCCUUUUUGGCCAUUGUGGGGGUCUACGCACAUUUGCAUAUUGACAACUUACCGCAAAAGCCGUGGCUCAUCGCGAUCAUCGUCAUCUGGCUAUUCGACCGGUGCUGUCGCAUGGGCCGACUUAUCUACCUGAACCUCUCCCUCAAAAAGGGAUCGACAAAACUCGUCGUCGAAGCCCUACCAGGUGAAGCAUGUCGAGUCACCUUCUACCUCCCCAAACGCGUGCACAUCAACCCAGGCUCCCACGUCUACGCCUACAUUCCCAGCAUCUCAAAAUGGAUGUCGCACCCCUUCUCAGUCGCCUGGGUCGAUCCCAGCACCUGCGUGACCCCCACAACAGCAACUGAAGCCUUCACCCAAAGCAACGACAACUCGAACAACCCCUCAACCUCAACAAUAGACAUCGACCCCUCCCUCCUCGAAAAACAAGCCAUCGUGAACCUCGACGAAUACCUCGACACAACCAACAAACCAACCUCCGUCUCCCUCAUCAUCAGCGCUCGCCAGGGCAUGACCCGCAAACUCUACAACGCAGCCUCCUCCGCCCCAAACAACACUCUCCACACAUCCGGCUUCAUCGAAGGCCCCUACGCCUCCCACUCCAUCAGCAUGGCCAGCUACGGCACAGCGGUCCUCUUCUCCGCAGGCGCCGGAAUAACACACCACCUCCUCUUUGUCCGCGACCUGCUCAUCCGCGCUGCCGAGGGCCGCGUCGCGACGCACCGCAUCUACCUCAUCUGGUCCGUCCGCAGCACCGACCAUCUCACCUGGGUGCAGAGCUACAUGGACCAAAUCCUGCGACUACCCUGCCGGCGAGAGAUCCUGGUUAUCAAGCUCUUUGUCUCGAAGCCCAAGAGUACGCGGGAGAUUGUCUCUCCUAGUGCGACGGUGCAGAUGUUCCCGGGACGGUGUCGGCCAGACGUCGUUCUUGAUGAAGUGCUUCCGGCGAGAGUUGGUGCUACGGCGGUGUCGGUUUGUGGGCCUGGUGCGUUUGCGGAUGAGGUGCGUGCUGCGACGAGGGAGCGGAUUGGAAUGGGUGCUGUGGUGGAUUUUACGGAGGAGGCUUUUACGUGGUGA
Messenger RNA from Aspergillus chevalieri, 1905 nucleotides. Its product is annotated as ferric reductase family protein. The transcript has a single exon. Gene Ontology annotation, molecular function: ferric-chelate reductase activity. Gene Ontology annotation, cellular component: plasma membrane. Gene Ontology annotation, biological process: copper ion import; intracellular iron ion homeostasis; iron ion transport. The record is from RefSeq and is a predicted model, not a curated record. Lineage: Eukaryota; Fungi; Ascomycota; Eurotiomycetes; Eurotiales; Aspergillaceae. Bases 1 to 1905 code for a protein of 634 amino acids.